AGUAUUAACGCUAAACUAUUCCAGUGCAUCAGGUGUCCAAGGGAUGGGCGGAGACCUCAUACAAAUGAAAUCUACACAAAAAAUCCAAAAUAUGGCCAAAGAGACGAAAGAAGACAAUGUGUUUACCAAAAAAGUGUCACCCGUGGAGAAACUGGUGGUGACGGUAUCGCUGUAUCUCAUAUUCAGCAUGAUUAAAAAUCGGGGCAACUAUUUCCGCAUCAAACGCCGGGACGCGCCGCCCAAAUGUCUCACUGAUCCCACACUCGGCACACAUCACUUCAUACAACUUAAGGACAUAAAAAUGCAUUACGUGUCCAAAGGGGACGAGAAGAAGCCGUUAAUGCUUUUCAUUCACGGAUUCCCGGAGUUCUGGUACUCGUGGAGACAUCAGAUCCGGGAGUUCGCCAAAGACUAUCACGUGAUAGCAGUGGACAAUCGGGGUUACGGCGAUACAGACAAACCCCGGGGUAUUCACAACUAUACGGUGAGCGCGAUAGUGGAGGACACGCGACAAUUGGUGGAAGCGUUAGGCAAACGGGACGUGGUUUUGGUGGCGCACGACUGGGGCGGUGCCAUCGGUUGGGGUUUCGCCGCCAAACACCCGGAACUGCUUCGAAAGCUGGUCAUCAUUAACAGCCCCCACCCGUUGAUGUUCGCCGAGUCCCAGAAAAAGGGUUGGAAACAGUUUUUCUACUCGUGGUAUAUGUUGUUCUUCAGCCUCCCUUUGCUGCCAGAGUUUGCUCUCCGGAGUAACGAUUACUUCAUAUUUGACCACUCGUUCCGCAACGGCGACGGACGGCCCCUAUUCGCCGACGACCCCCAACACAUGGAGGCCUAUAAAUACACGUUUCACAAAAACGGUUUCACCGGACCGUUGAACUGGUAUCGGGCGCUCAUACACCGCGUCCCACAACAACAGCCCAAAAGUUUUCAAAUAAAAGUGCCUACACUUAUCAUUUGGGGUAAAAAAGACAAUUACUUGACCACAGAGCUGGCACCGGCACACGCCUACGUCGAUGACCUAACUGUGAAUUACAUCGAUAACUGUUCCCACUGGACACAGAUGGAUCAGCCGACACUUGUUAAUCAAUAUAUGAGACAAUUUGUGUCCAAGAAUUGUCUGCAUUUGUUGUCUAUCAUAAUCAUAAACCCGCUGUUGUUUAUGUUUGGUAAGCACCGGGAGGCGCCCCCGGACUGCUUUCUGGACUCAUCGCUCGGCACUCAUCACUUCAUACAACUUAAUGAUUUGCGAAUGCAUUACGUGUCAAAUGGGGAGCAAAAUAGUCAGACAUUGCUUUUCAUACACGGAUUCCUUGAGUUCUGGUACUCGUGGAGACAUCAGAUCCGCGAUUUUGCCAAAGACUAUCACGUGAUGGCUGUUGACUGUCCCGGUUAUGGCGAUACAGACAAACCUCCGGGUGUCGAGCACUACACCCACGACGCUCUGGUCGACCAAUUGCGGCAACUUUUGGUCGAACUGAACAAAUCGCGAGUAAUUCUCGUCGGCCACGACUGGGGCGGUACUAUCGCGUGGCUGUUGGCGGCCAAACACCCGGAGCUGAUCGAUCGACUGGUCAUAAUCAACGGUCCGCUACCCCUUAUGUAUCGAGACGUGAGGUUUCAGAGUUGGCGACAAUUUUUCAAGUCAUGGCAAAUAUUUCAGUUAAAUAUACCGGUGCUGUCCGAGUAUGGGCUCAAGUGCUGUGACUAUUACGGGGCGACGAAUGCACUUUUUAGAAGCGGUUCCGGCCGUCAGUUGUUGUCCGCGGAGGACAUGGAGGCCUAUAAGUACACUAUUCAACGUAAUGGAGUGAAAGCGCCCCUGAAUUGGUACAUGGCCAAUCCUGCAUUUCUAUACCCUCUCCAGACACCCAAAAUGGAUCAAAUCAAAGUACCCGCACUUCAUAUAUGGGGCAAAAAAGACAGAUUUCUGGUUUCAAGAAUGGCUGAAGUGUACGCUUAUGUCAAUUAUUUGACCAUAAAAUAUAUCGAAACGGCCGGCCAUUGGGUGCAACUCGAAGAGCCGGUGCUCGAUAUACAAAUGCAUUACGUGUCAAAUGGAGAGCAAAAUAGUCAGACAAUGCUUUUCAUACACGGAUUCCCGGAGUUUUGGUACUCGUGGAGACAUCAGAUUCGAGAGUUCGCCAAAGACUAUCACGUGAUAGCUGUCGACUGUCCCGGUUAUGGCGAUACAGACAAACCCGCGAGUGUCGAGCGUUACGCCGCCGACACUCUGGUCAACAAUUUCCGGCAACUAUUGUCGGCACUAAACAAAUCGCAUGUAAUUGUCGUCGGACACGAUUGGGGCGGUAUUAUCGGGUGGUUAAUAGCGGCCAAACACCCUGACCUGAUCCACCGGGUGAUCAUAAUGAACGCUCCCCUACCGCUCAUGUAUCGGGACGUACGGCUGGAGGGUUGGCGUCAGUUAUUUUUAUCGUAUUAUGCAUUUGUGUUUAAUAUACCAGUGGUGCCCGAGUUUGGGCUCAAGUUAUGCGACUAUUACGGGGCAACCGAUCAACUCUUUAGAAGUGGAUCCGGACGUCAGUUGUUGUCUAUGGAGGACAUGGAGGCCUAUAAGUACACUAUUCAACGUAAUGGGGUGUUGGCACCAAUAAAAUAUUACCGUGCUAAUCCAUUUUUGCUAUACCCUCGACAGACAUCCCAUAUGGACAAUAUAAUAGUGCCCGCACUUUGCAUAUGGGGUAAAAAAGAUACAUUUCUAGUCCCAAAAUUGGCCGAAGUAUACACUUAUGUGAAUGAUUUGACCGUAAAGUAUAUCGAAACGGCCGGUCAUUGGGUAGCACUGGAAGAGCCAGAGCUGGUCAACCAAUUUGUGCGGCAAUUUCUCACAAAAGAG
Molecule: messenger RNA, 2857 nt
Organism: Medioppia subpectinata
Lineage: Eukaryota; Metazoa; Arthropoda; Arachnida; Sarcoptiformes; Oppiidae
Source: the annotation of a GenBank genome assembly